ACGGGGGGAACAACACGAAGUGUUCAUGGAUGUCGUUAAAUCAAUUGCUGAUCUUCUUCCAAACGCCGUUCUCUUCCAAAUAGAACACUACUGCCAGUGGUUAAAACAUGUACUCGAUGACGGCAUAUAUGUAUGUUCUGUUGGCAUUAAUAUGAAGAGACUUUACAACGAACCUGAAGUGCGCACACGCAGGAUACAAGAAACAAGCAAAAGAUUUCAAAACCUGCAAGAAGAGGUAAAAAAGUCGCAAAAAAUUAAAGAAGGGGCUUUGAAACAGCUACAGUCGAUUUUGGUUGCUGAAUUCCGCGGUGCUUUAGAAGCAGACACGGAGGAAGCACAUGCCUUAAAUGUGUGGUCUGAGGCAGCGUGUCCUCACCCCCCGGGACCAGGGCGCACAUGGAAUACCGUAAAACAGGAAAUCAGUGCCAAGUUACAGACACGACUGGUGGAAUACCUGCACCCAACCAACAACGAGAGAUAUCGAGAAAAGAUCGAGACCCUUAAGGGAGAUUUUCACCAAUCUUUGAAACAAGAAUCGGUGCACUUCGUAGAUAAAUUGCAAAUAAUAGAAAGUUACCUUCUCAACGAUCCUUGCCCCAAGCGAACCAUGUUUGUUGAUCCCGGCGACAUUGCAGACUUGUUUGAAGAGAGUAUACCUGAGACGCCAUUCACACCAUCCCGCCAGAGUUUCUCGCUUCAUCAACCACAGCCAAACCCCGGUAUGCAGGAAUACAUGGCCAAAUGUUUGGACAACUACGUAGAAAGGGUAAAAACCAAUCAAUCAACUCUUCUGGACCGCCUUUCCCGUCACGCCCUUCAGGGCUGUCGGAACGAAAUCAACAUCACCUACCAACCAAUCCUGCAGUGGAUAGAUGGGAACCUUGAAAUUUUACGUCGUCUCAAGCAGGACGAAACUUUCACCGAAAGCACCGCCAAACUGCAAGAAGAGCGAACAAAGCUAGAAAGUUUAAGUCGACAGAUUCAGACUUUCUAUAUAGGCCAAGUGUGGCAACAUGAAUUUCAAGCUACGGACAUUGCCGACUGGCCUAAUUUACUGUACACCACUAACCCGGUAUCUGACGGAGGGUAUAGGAAGGUUUACCUAGCCAAUAUCGUAAAACCUGACAACACCACCUACCCCGUGGUGAUCAAAGUGGUGAAGGAGGCACUGGACGUCGAUAGUCGUCUGCCAAAUGACCUUGACAUUUAUGAAGAAUGUGAAAGAAUGAGACAGCUGACCAGAGCUGGAUGUCCAAACUUUGUCCAGUAUUAUGGUUCGGCCAAAUACAUCACCGGUGACCUCUACUAUUUAAUCCUGGUCAUGGAAUGGUGUAACCAGGGAUCACUACGUGACGUCAUCACUAACGAUUCCAAUUUGCUUCCAGGGACUAUGCAAGGUGUGGGGAACAAGGAACGCUUAGCCGGCAUCCGGUACGCGGCGGAUUACGCGAUACAGGCAGCUACCGCUAUCCAAUACUUACAUGAUGUUGGACUUGCCCAUCGAGAUAUCAAAGCUGAAAACUUUUUGAUCACGGAGAUUAACAACAGAAAAGUUGUAAAAAUCUGCGACGUUGGUGAAGCAAAGAGAGAGACCGUCUUGCGUACAGGAAAGACAGGUACUGUCCUCUACUGGGCACCAGAAUUGUGGUCUGGCGGCAGUGGCUGCGUGAGAUAUAACAAGAGUUGUGACAUCUACAGCUUCGGGCUCUUGCUGUGGGAGCUCUGGUAUGGCAGGCGAGUGUAUUACACUGGUGGCGGUGAUACUUUUAACGAGGAAAGAUUCAGGGUUGCCGUGGUUGAACGGGGCUGGAGACCCGAUUGCAACGGGCAUCUUCGGCCUGUAGCAAGGUGGCUUUCUCUCAUGCGGAGAUGCUGGGAUGCCAAAAGUGACAACCGUCCCAGAGCGGAAGAUAUCGUGAAAAAAUUUGCAGUAAUAAAUAAAUUGGCCCUUCGUGACAUAGAGAUGGAAUAUACUCAGUAGCGUAUACAGUUAAGGUGAAGGCGUCUAUGCAGAUUAAGAGUAUCCUUUGAAGUCUUAUACAGGUUAUUGCAUGUGGUGUUUUUUUAUGCUGUAAAACUGACAUUUACUUUGAUGUGAUGGAAACACAUAUUUGGCCAUAACUGAUGACCAAUUAUACGCACUCGCAUCAACUUUUCUGAUGCAAAAUACAUUACAUGAAUAUCAUUACAUAUUAACUGGGAAUAGUAUACCAUCAGGACAAAAAUCAUGCAGUGUUGAGCACUUUUUAAAUUUU
Lingula anatina is the source of this 2255-nucleotide messenger RNA. RefSeq lists its product as uncharacterized. Gene Ontology annotation, molecular function: protein kinase activity; ATP binding. Gene Ontology annotation, biological process: protein phosphorylation. Lineage: Eukaryota; Metazoa; Brachiopoda; Lingulata; Lingulida; Lingulidae. The record is from RefSeq and is a predicted model, not a curated record.